This is a messenger RNA of Pediculus humanus corporis (human body louse), 501 nucleotides long. Its product is annotated as ubiquitin-conjugating enzyme E2 T, putative. The transcript is spliced from 2 exons. The record is from RefSeq and is a predicted model, not a curated record. Lineage: Eukaryota; Metazoa; Arthropoda; Insecta; Psocodea; Pediculidae. Bases 1 to 501 code for a protein of 166 amino acids.
AUGUAUCAAAUAUCACCAAGAGUUCAACGAGAAGUUGAAAAAUUAAUUACAAAUCCACCAUUUGGUAUUACUUGCUGUCCUCUAAAUGAAAAUUUAACAACAUUGCAAGUUUGUAUUGAGGGUGGCCUAGAUUCUCCUUACAAGAAUGGUUUUUUUAAAUUGGCCGUAGAAAUACCACAUAAAUAUCCAUUUAUUCCUCCACGAGUUUAUUUUCUAACUAAAAUAUAUCAUCCUAAUAUUAAUGAAGAAGGAAGAAUAUGCAUGGAUAUAUUGAAAUGUCAGCCAGAAGGAAAUUGGAGGCCUACUUUUACAAUAGAAAGUAUAUUGAUUGCUGUUCAGCUAUUAAUGAGUCAACCUAAUCCUGAGGAUCCAUUGAUGGGAGCCAUUGCAAACGAAUAUAAAUUCAACAAAAUAGAAUUUGAUCGUAAGGCCUCCGAAUGGACAUUAAAAUAUGCUAGUGAGUUUUUCUUAAAAACUAUUAUUUUACUGUGUUUGUUCUAG